Molecule: messenger RNA, 525 nt
Organism: Branchiostoma floridae (Florida lancelet)
Lineage: Eukaryota; Metazoa; Chordata; Leptocardii; Amphioxiformes; Branchiostomatidae
Product: lactadherin-like
Exons: 4
Coding region: 10-525 (171 amino acids)
Source: RefSeq, a predicted model, not a curated record
UGGAGGCGGAUGCAUGCCGAGAUCAAGAUUAUGCGAAGUUCGGUUUUCCACCUGGCGGAAUUGAAGGCAUUCGAAAGGCGGCUUGCUGCCAUGGAGGCCUGUCAGGAUGCCGCCCUGGAGGAUCUGUCCUCCCAUCAGAACCAGACGGCCACCCGGCAAGAGGAGCGGUUCGCUGAUUUCUGCCGGACCAGGCGCAUGGGCAUGUCAACCGGCGAUAUUCCGGACAGCAGCAUCACUGCAUCAUCCUACUUCAGUGACCGGUGGGCGCCUGCAAAAGCCAGGUUUGGUAUCAACGGGAACUGGAUACCGAGGAGAGUAAAUGCGAAAGCGGAGUGGCUGAAGGUAGACCUGGGCCAGGAGAGCCGAGUGUAUGGCGUCAUCACCCAGGGCCGCCCGGAGAUUGACCGGUGGACGAUAACGUACAAGCUGUCCUUCAGCACGGACGGGCAGACCUGGACCACGUACGCCGGCACAGACGGCUCCGAGAAGGUACUUACGGUUACAGUUCCUGAUACAAGUAGCUAA